AUGUCAUUAUACAUAGGUAGAUUAUCAGUCGAAACCACCCAAAAAAAUUUAAAUGACCAUUUUUCAAAAUAUGGUACAAUUACUAGAAAUGAUGUAAAGAAAACAAACGGAAGAUGUUAUGCUUUCGUUGAAUAUAAAGAAAGAAGAGAUGCAGAUGAUGCUUUAAAAGCAUUAAAUGGUACAACCUUAUUAAAUAGUAAAAUUUCAGUUGAAUGGGCAAAAGGUGGUAAAAAUGCUGAUAAUAAUAAAUGUUUUGCAUGUGGUCAAGAAGGUCAUUGGAUAAAAAGUUGUCCAAAUGGUGGAAAGAAAAGAUCAAGAGAUAGAUCCCUAAGUCGUUCACAUUCAAGAGAUAGAAGAUCAAGAAGAUAUAGAUCACCAUCAUGGGAUCGUAGAGAUAGAUCAAGGGAUCGUUCUAGAGAUCGUUCAAGAGACCGUUCUAGAGAUCGUUCUAGAGAUAGAAGAGAUAGAAGAAGAGAUCGUAGAGACAGAAGUAGAGAUAGAUCAAGAGAUGGUAGAAGAGAAAGAUCAAGAGAUAGAAGUAGAGAUAGAUCAAGAGAUGCCAGAAGAAAUAGAGAUACCUCAAGAGAUCGUUCUAGAGAUAGAAGUAGAGAUCGUUCAAGAGAUGGUGGUAAUAUAAUAAGAGACACUAGUAGAGAUAGAAGAAGAAAUAAUAGUAGAGAUAGAAGUAGAGAUCGUUCAAGAUCAAAUGGUGGUGGUAGUCGUUAUAGUAGUAGAAGAGAUCGUUCAAGAGAUAGAAGUAGAGAUCGUUCAAGAGAUCGUUCAAGAUCUCUAAAAAAAGAAAAAAAGAGAGAUUCUUCACUCUCUAAAGAAAGAAUUGCAGCUGGCGAUGCUGCUUCUGCUGACUCUGGUAAUAAUGCAAAUGGUAAUGGAAGAUCAAGAGAAAGAUCAAGAUCAAGAUCAAGAUCAAAUUCAAAUUAA
This is a messenger RNA of Dictyostelium discoideum AX4, 939 nucleotides long. Its product is annotated as RNA-binding region RNP-1 domain-containing protein. The coding region runs from base 1 to 939 and encodes 312 amino acids. Gene Ontology annotation, molecular function: zinc ion binding; RNA binding; nucleic acid binding. The record is from RefSeq and is a predicted model, not a curated record. The transcript has 2 exons. NCBI's taxonomy places the organism in Eukaryota, Evosea, Eumycetozoa, Dictyosteliales, Dictyosteliaceae.